Fusarium pseudograminearum CS3096 is the source of this 366-nucleotide messenger RNA. RefSeq lists its product as uncharacterized. Bases 1 to 366 code for a protein of 121 amino acids. The transcript is spliced from 4 exons. Lineage: Eukaryota; Fungi; Ascomycota; Sordariomycetes; Hypocreales; Nectriaceae. The record is from RefSeq and is a predicted model, not a curated record.
AUGCAUCUUGAUGUGUUGAUGUUGGUGGAGGGAAGAGGAAAAAAGCCGGAUAGAGGGCAGGGCCCUGUUAACCUUAUUAUCAAGCACCAGCCUAGCGCUAAGAGUCUUGCCGACCUCAAGAACACUUGCUGCUGCCACGGUGAUUUUCCAAUAACAAAAGCCCAGAACAAUAGUUCAAAAAACAGUCGCCAGCCCUGCGGCUACCUCGAUUGUUUCAACUGCUUCUGUUCCAUAGGUGACGUUACUAGUCUUAUACACCCGGAUGAAGCAUCUAUCGGCCAGCUCAUAGUAUCCCUGGCUCUGGGAGGCACUUGCAACGAUCUCCAAGGCUUCUAUGAACCCUCUGUGAGUGCCAUCGUCCGCUGA